Messenger RNA from Zychaea mexicana, 1256 nucleotides. RefSeq lists its product as uncharacterized. The transcript has 2 exons. The record is from RefSeq and is a predicted model, not a curated record. Gene Ontology annotation, molecular function: O-acetyltransferase activity. The coding region runs from base 291 to 1217 and encodes 308 amino acids. NCBI's taxonomy places the organism in Eukaryota, Fungi, Mucoromycota, Mucoromycetes, Mucorales, Lichtheimiaceae.
AACAACAACAACAACAACAACAACCGCCACUACCACCGCCAUUACACCAACAAGAGCAGGAACAAAAAGUGGUGGUAAUUCCUGCCGCUGAUGACACAAAAAGCUUAGAUCUCCCGUGGUACCAAUCGCCCCAUCCUCAACUACCAACAGCAUCACGAAACGUCAAACACACAACCACGCAUCUGGGCACCAUUUCACGCACGGGCCUGCAGGAACGGUCUGUGCAACGAGCUCGAGAAGUCGCCGAGGUGAUCUUGGGGCCUAUCAAGGGAAUACGCGGUGUGAGUAAGAUGCAAGAUGCCGCCUCAUUACGCGCCAUGGUCGAUUGCUGGACAACUGGCCAUUGGGUGGGCGGCGAAGGAUACCUUGUACCGAAACAUUUCCAGGAUCCAUUAUACGGAAAGUGUCACAGCGACGACCGACUGCACUAUCGUUGGCAAACGGAAGGAUGCACAGCAAUCAUGGAAACUGUCCAUCCGGGUCGCUGGUGUACUGCGUUGAACGGCCGUCAUGUUUUGCUCGUAGGUGACCUUGUUCAGUACCAAUUACACGAUGUAUUAUUGGAUGCUAUACGGGAUGGGCCUACUGUAUGUUUUGGUGAACUCAACUGCAAAGAUCACACGUUGUGCACCCAGCCCGAAGCCCGUAUGCGGUACUUGCGUAACGAUGUACUGUCAACGACGCGUCGAAUUGACAAGGCAGGCGGACAUCCAUCAGUGGACGUUGUACAAUGGCCAUUUACGACAACGACCAUGCUAAAAGCAUAUUCUGUGUUGAUCUUGAACCGAGCACCCGUGUUUGAAGACGACGAGACAUUUACCCAAGAGCUUGUGAAAACCAUGCGAACGAUCCGGCAGGCCGCACCGGAUAUGGUCAUUAUCUAUCGCUCGUCAUCGAUUGGUCAUCCUCAUUGCAACGACGCGACGGGUCCUUUGAGCUCGCCCUUGACUGAUGAGCAGCUCACAAAGUUACCGUAUGGAUGGAGCGAGCUGCGACGACGGAACGCGAUGGCAAGGGAAAUUGUAGAGGCAGCAGGAGGGAUUUUUGUGGAUUUGGCUGCGUUGACGGAUGUACGGCCAGAUGGACAUGUAGGCGGUCAGGACUGUUUACGUUAUUGCAUACCAGGCCCGCUGGACACGUGGGCUCAGAUAUUGUACAAUGUACUAUUGUUAGCAUCAUCAUCAUCAUCAUCAUGGAAUCAUCAACCAUCUUCUUAGGAAUCUCUUCUUCUUCAUCACUAUAAAGAUGAUAUUGAU